Molecule: messenger RNA, 1326 nt
Organism: Emiliania huxleyi CCMP1516
Lineage: Eukaryota; Haptophyta; Isochrysidales; Noelaerhabdaceae
Exons: 8
Coding region: 1-1194 (397 amino acids)
Source: RefSeq, a predicted model, not a curated record
AUGUGCUGGGCGGCGCUGCUCGAGGCGAGCCUCGUCGUCUGCGCGACGGCGAGCGGCGCCGCCAACCUCCCUCAGUACGGCCGCCGCCUCUCCGGCGCCACAGUCUUCCGGUACUGCUCGACGGUGCUGUGCGCGCAGCACGCGGUCCUCUACGUGGUCGCUGCCUUUUGGAAGCUGACCACGUCCUUCCUCGACCACCGCACGAGCUGUGCGACGGUGCUCUUCGCUGAGCUCGCGACCGUGCUGCCGGACGCCGCGCUCGAGGCGCUGCCGCUGCUCGUGCUGUCUCCGCGCGCCGGCGUGGUGGCCGGCUUGCUCUUCCACACAAGCAUCAACCUGCUCCCGCUCAACUACGCGGCAGGCUUCUCGCUCAUGUGCGCGACGCUUUCCUGGGGCAUUGGCGGCCCCGUGCUCGGGCUGCAGCAGAUGAGCGGGCUGACCAUGUACGCCAACCUCAAGCAUUGGGGCGGGUCGAACCACCUCCUCCUCCCGACCAACCUGCUCGCGGAGACAGACUGGCUUCCGGAGGCGGCAUCGCGCGCGAAGCUGCCCCUCCUCUCCGCCCUGCUGGCCAUCUUCGGCCGGGCGCAGGGGCAGGUGGUGCGGGUGGAUGCGACCAACUCGAGCGUGCUGCGUGAAUUGUCGCCUGCCGACUCGACGCCGCUGCUGCCCGCGCACGCGGUCGCUUUGAUGCGCGCCUCCGGCGCCUCCGGGCGUUACUACGGGCAGUACUGCGCGCGGAUGUUUGUCGGUCGAGACAACGACUUGCCGAGCUCGGGUACGAUUGGCAACGCGGUUGCCGGCGCUGGCCCGAAGAGCGCUGGCGCGGAGGAGGGUGAGGAGCUUCCGUACGCGCUCACUGCCUACGAGCUCCGCCGCCUCCUCGCCGCCGCCCGGGCGCACGGCGAGCCCUUCACUCUCACCUUCACGCCGUCCCUCCCGACUGCCGGGUCGCCCGCCGAUUGGCGCGACUUUGUCGGCGAUAGCGCCUCGCUAGUGGAGGAUCCGAGCGCGGGCCGCGCCGAGUGCACGAUCGCCGGCGCCGAUUGCGCGUCACACAAGGCAGCGGCCGUGGUCGCGCUGAUGUCCGCAGCGCCGCCUCGCUGGCUGAGCAAGGUGCUAAUGGCGUACCCGGUGCCGCUCCUGCCGCCGUCGGAGGCCGAUCCGGGCACUGAGGUCCAUUGCAGCGCUUGAGGGGCGGGGGGAAUAGGGUCCUCGGAAAAUGUGCACACCCACAGUCAGCUCUCUGCUGCUAGAUGCUAGCUGAAGCUCUCGUGCGCUUGUGUACGCGCUAACUUUCUCCUGACUCCACGCGUGUAUAUUUCG